Messenger RNA from Cyprinus carpio (common carp), 8078 nucleotides. Its product is annotated as phosphatidylinositol-binding clathrin assembly protein-like. Gene Ontology annotation, biological process: synaptic vesicle budding from presynaptic endocytic zone membrane; clathrin-dependent endocytosis; clathrin coat assembly. Gene Ontology annotation, cellular component: clathrin-coated pit; synaptic vesicle; clathrin-coated vesicle. Lineage: Eukaryota; Metazoa; Chordata; Actinopteri; Cypriniformes; Cyprinidae. Gene Ontology annotation, molecular function: clathrin heavy chain binding; 1-phosphatidylinositol binding; SNARE binding. The record is from RefSeq and is a predicted model, not a curated record. The transcript is spliced from 20 exons. The coding region runs from base 1276 to 3174 and encodes 632 amino acids.
GCUCGCUCCCGUCCAAUCAGACUCCAGCUCUCCGUUCACCUGAUCACAGCGAAGCCAUUUUGUCCUGAACUGCUCCGCCAGCGCAUUCUUCAGCAAACCGGAAUAACGUAGAGCUGACAGUUCGAGCCACAGACUCAGCGUCAGACAGACAGGGGUUUUACAGCGACACCACCCCUCAUUCAGCCCCGAACAGCUCGACGUCUCUCGGUCUCACCACAGGCGGAACCGUGUCGUAUUCGCGGACUAGGGGAGACUUUAAGCGGGACGGAAGGGAAGAGAACCAGGCAUCCGGUUAGACGCGCUGGCUCACCGGGCUGGAGUCCAACUUGAGCCGGACACUUUCAGCUGUCCUCGUCGGGAUGCGUGCUGCACUUGUUUUUAACAACAUCUACCAGUCUUUUUGAAGAUUUUGCGUCAUCUAGCAACAGCUUAGGCUCGCGCGGGACUGUGUUCUGUUCGUAGUGUCUAAUAUAAGAAAGCUGGAGCACUAAUUCAAGUUCAUAUGUGAUUUAUCUACUCAGCUGGCUGGGCAGAUAGUUUAAGUUGUCGAUUAGAUAAGUCGCCUAAAUAGAUUGGUUACAUAAUACUUUUGUUUAGUUACCGGUAUUGUUACAUUUUUGAGUUGAGCCAGCUUUCUUAAAGUCUCUCAUAGGGUUUGGUUUGUAUGUCUGUGCAUAUUUCUCUUAGUCGGAGUUCUUGACUGGUUAGGAUUUCGUUGCCAGUAUAAUAGUAGGUUCAUAAAGGCAGGAAAAACCACAGAACAGAUCUCAUCUCAAGCUAGUCUGCGGUGCUUGCCAUAUCCACUUUGUUUUCUUUCAAAAGGUCUGUAUUGGUGAGGCUCAAGCUGGCUGACAGGUGAUAUUUUCUGCCUGAAUCCUCUCAGCUGGCCGAACUGAUAGCUAUGACAUUUUCCAACAGUUGUUUUGUAUCUUCAGACUUCAAUAUUACAAGUAUCUGCUCUUGGUGCCAACGCUGUAGGAGUAAUUUUAGCUAACAAAAGCUCAGUUCGCCCCUCCUUAUUAGUCACGGCAUAUCUAGUUGUGACAUUUUUACUAGUUCGGUCACCUUUUCCUUCCAUUUUUGCUACAAGUGUAUGAAUUAGUGCCAGCUGACUUGGUGGCUGGUUCGAAACGUAUCAGACUCAUCAGUUUGUAUCGAGUGUAUUUUUGUAAAGUCGUCAACUCCUAUACUAGGUCUUAGUGGAAAGACACACCUUUGCAGCCAAACCAGGUCAAGUUUAGCGGUCAUUUUCCGUAUCUCAGAGUUGAAUUAAAAAUGUCAGGACAGUCCAUCACAGAUCGCAUCGCUGCGGCCCAGCACAGCAUGACUGGAUCCGCCAUCAGCAAAGCCGUCUGCAAGGCCACAACGCAUGAAGUCAGUGGACCCAAGAAGAAACACCUCGAUUACUUGAUCCACUGCACCAAUGAGAUGAAUGUGAACGUGCCCCAGCUGGCCGACACUCUGUUUGAAAGAACCGCCAACAGCAGCUGGGUUGUGGUCUUCAAAGCGCUUAUCACCACACACCACAUAAUGAUGUAUGGAAAUGAGCGUUUCAUUCAGUAUCUGGCCUCAAGAAACACGCUCUUCAAUCUGAACAAUUUCCUUGACAAAGGUGCAUUGCAAGGCUAUGACAUGUCCACGUUCAUCAGGCGGUACAGCAGAUAUCUCAAUGAGAAAGCCCUUUCCUAUAGGCUGGUGGCUGUGGACUUUACCAAGAUGAAGAGAGGUAUUGAUGGAGUCAUGCGUACCAUGAACACAGAGAAGCUGAUCAAAACGUUGCCUAUCAUUCAAAACCAGCUGGACGCGCUGCUGGAUUUCCAGGCUAACCCUAAUGAGCUGACUAACGGCGUGAUCAACGCUGCCUUCAUGUUGCUCUUCAAAGACUCCAUCCGUCUGUUUGCUGCCUAUAAUGAGGGUGUUAUCAACCUGCUGGAGAAAUACUUUGAUAUGAAGAAAAACCAGUGUAAAGAUGCUCUGGACAUCUAUAAGAAGUUUCUGUACAGGAUGACCAAGCUGUCAGAGUUUCUUAAAGUGGCUGAGCAAGUUGGGAUUGAUCAGGGUGACAUCCCAGAUCUCACUCAGGCUCCUAGCAGUCUCCUUGAGGCUCUUGAGCAACACCUAGCCUCUCUGGAGGGAAAGAAAACCAAGGAGCUCUCCGCUGACAACAGAGCCAACACUCUGUCCAAUGCAGUGUCGUCCCUGUCCAACACGGGCAUGUCCUUCUCCUUCUCAUCCAGCAGGAUGGACGAGAAAGAGAAACAACAGGCCCUGGAGGAGGAGCAAGCCCGUCUGCAAGCUCUCAAGAACCAGCGUCUGAAGGAGAUGAGCAUGCAGACGCCUUCCACCUCACCCAGCACACAGUCUAUGGGUAGUGUCAACAACCACACUGCGGGCAUGGACCUGUUCACCAAUACCACAAGUCCACCCUCAACAAACAGCAUGCCAAACCUCACCAGUGACUUGUUUGACCUCCAGCCUGCCUUCGUUCCUGCUGUGCAGAGCACUCCUAUCUCCACCGCCAGCAAUGCCUGGGGAGGUCUAGAAAGCAGCACUCUUCAUCCCAUGGCUUCCAUGCCCACCAUGAAUGUAGAUUUUGAUGCUGUAUUUGGGACUAAUACUUCCAAUAGUGAUGUCAAGCCAUCAGCUGGUCAUGAUGCGUUAGGAGACUUGUUGAAGCCCACGGUGUCCGUUCACAGUCAGGCACCAGUCAUGCCCCCUCAUAAUGGCAGUAAACUGUUGGCCAAUGACCUGGACUCGUCCCUGGCCAACCUCGUAGGCAACCUGCACUUUGGGGGAAUACCAGGCAGAAAGUCUGAUAUGUGGACUCAGCCUGGAGAGAAGAAGCUGACCGGUGGCACUAACUGGCAGUCAAAGACAAUGAGCAGCACCACUGCCUGGAGCCCCGCCCCCUUGCCACCUGCUGCCAUGCAACCUGCCGCCAUGCCCGUGCAACACAUGCAGACUGGAAUGUUCUAUACUAGUUAUGCUCCUGCUCCCAUGGCAUUUCCCAUGACAACACCUCAAGUGCCUGUUUAUGGAAUGGUCCCUCCUCAGCUGGGACAGAUGGGAGGGGUUCCAGUAAUGACCCAACAACCCAUGUUGUACAACCAGCCUGUUCUCAGACCCACAAACCCUUUCACCCCCAUCCCUGGAGCCCAGAUGCAGUUCAUGUAAGUAGCACUUAAGCAGAGCGCCAAACAAGACGGCUGAAAAGAACAAGCAGCAAGUGAGAGGAGGAUCCAACUACCACCAAAUAAAAGGAGAUCAGGACAAAAAGAAAGAGUGUGCAUAUUGAAAGGAAUGUGUUUGUCAAGAAUGCUUACCUCACUGUCUGAAACAGCUUACCUAACACACACACACACACACACACACACACACCCCCAGACGAGAGCGCAUACAGUGUGUCAUUUUUCAUCUCUUUAGGUUCAUUUCUUUCCUGGGGCAUGGUGUCUACUGGCAGGUGUGAUACAUCAUAGAAAUCGUAGAUUUUAUUGCGGAUAUUAAAUUACCUUGCACAGAGCACACUUCUUUUUUUUUUUUUUUUUUUUACUUCGUAAUUAAUAUGAAUUAGAUCUAAAACCCAAACACGGUGGACUUCAUGUUACUGUCGUUUUUUGCUCUGUUAUGAAGAUGCCUAUGUUGAGUUCAGGAAAACGGAACAGUGCAGGUAACUGGAUCAUAAACGUGUUUAAAUGGCUCAUUAUCAGAAUGCCCUGGCUUCUCAUUUCAGAACAAGGAAAGAAUUUGACCUCUUAUAUAAGGUAAUCUGAACCCCCAAGCACUUUACACAUGCAUUUAUGUGUAACGUAAUAUAUAUAUAACAUUGAGCUGGUCUCUUAUAUCUAGAACAUUAGUAGUCUAAUGUUAAUAAUUAACCUGUUACUGUUACUGAUGACUUCUGUUCAAAAUGGUUAGUCAAUCCUUCUUUGUUUAUACUGGUUUAAGGGUUUCUGUUUCAGACAUGAUGGUGGUCUUGCACAUACAUAUGCACACAAAUUGGUGUUACAUGAGCCACACGAAGAGCCCCCUCUCACUGGCCUCCCACCUUGUUUUGUCACUCCAAGGACAUAUCUGCUCCUGCUCUUCUGUGUUAACCAAACAUGUCACGCAUUUACAACUACAUCUCACACUCUGAGCCCACUCCCACACGUGCCACCCGUCCUGGGAGCGGGUGACCGGAAGCAUUGGAGAAGGGUACAGGGUGUGUGGCCCUAUUCAAAAAUCUGUUUUUAAUGAGGGUUUUGUUCAAUACUUUGUUUUUUAAUCUUUUUUUUCUAGAAAGCAUGUAACAGUAUAUAUAUAUAUUUUUAUUGUUUCAGAAAAUGACAAGAAUUAAAAUGGUCUGUUUUAUGUUGCCAAAUUAUGUACAUUUGUGAUUCGAGAAUUGCCAUAAGCUAACUCUUCUACUCAGCGCCUGACAUCACAAUUCUUUCUCUGAAGGACGUGCAUAUUGGUGUUUGCCAACUCUGGAACCAAAAUCAAUCGCUAAAAUCUACUUUUAGUAUGAUUUUGUGCAGUCCCUCAGAAUACGGGACACUGUUAACAGGGUAUCUUUAUUUUUGCUCGUGCAGCCAAAGCAUUUUUGGUCCUCCUGAAAUCCCUUUAACCCUUUCUAGAGCAGGUUUCCACUUCAGCCUUCACAUCAUCCCUUUGUUUCUUCAUGCUAGAUUUAGUUUUUAUUCUGCAUGGACUGAUGGAACGUCAGAGGAGAAAUGCUGUGUUAAUAGCUGUGCCAUGAUAAAUGAGCCCUAAGAAGCUAUGGUUUACAAUGAUUUUAAAAUCGUACUGAUUUCAGAGUUUCUACUCCUUGUCGUGCCUAACAAUGCUGUUCAGCUGUUCUAAAAUCACUGUAAACUACAGCUUCAUGGGGAUUAUUGCUUUUUUCAAAUGAUCACUACAUAAUAGCUGGCAAGGUUUCAUUAUGUAAGCACACAUAAAUGCAAACUUAAUAUUUAUUGGUAACAAAUAAUAAUCCUUCUAAGCAGUCAGUCAUACACAUUUGGAUCUCCAUUAGGGUGAAUAAGUCUGAUUUUGACCUUCCAUCAGUUCAAGUUUGGUCUUUGCUUAAGACAUCAUCACAACAAGUUUCAUGUUGUUGCUGUAAUAUGUGCUUUGUGACCACCUGCCCUUCCUUUUGUAGAAAUAAUGUGCAUCAUGUUUCUCUGCUUGCUUAUUUCUGUGUGAGUGCAAGAGUUGGUUACUAAUUCCUUUUUGAGCAUAUUUUAACAAGCUUGUGAGUGCCGUCAGGGGGUCCAGCAGGUUCAGACUGAAAGCUUUUUACAUGCAGGCUCAAUGUUGAUGCUCUCGCUGUGUUUGCAAGGUAUCGGGGCACUGAGGAGCCAUGCUGUUUAAUUAGGAUCUCUUCUAUUAUCCAUUCACAGGAGGCUUGGUGUGUGAGUGAGAGAGUAAAUGUACAAUGGUGAGCUUCAGGGAGGAUGAAAGAUCUCAAGAUGUACAAAGGUGCUAUCAUGAGCCGGGGUUUCCAUGGUAAUCUCCAGUUUCUGUUUCUUGGCACAGGUCGAUGAGCACAGCAGUGUUUCCUUCUCUUAGUCAUAUUUAGUCUUUUUUUAAUAUAUUAUUAAAAGCUCUGCAUGCAUUAGCAGCCCUGCCUGCGGUGAAGACUGUGUCUUCAGAUGCAAAUUUCUUUGGCAACCUAUGAGAGUAGUGCUUUCAGAUAACCUAUAGGCUUGUUGACUUGUUUCUCUGGCUACGGGUCAUGAAGGCUUUUUCUCUGACACACCAAAGGCUUUUCUUUACUUGGUUUUGCUGAGUUGAGGCGUUCAACGAGCAAACUUUCAUUUUUAUUUAGAAUCCCUGAUAUGCAUAGAAACCUAUGUCCCUCUCUAUGUUUUUUCUUUUUACAGCUCCCUCUUGUGGUUGCUGUGUGUCAUCUUUCAUAUAAACAGCUGCUAGUUGGUCCUUUGUUUGCUGUUUAUGGGGCAAAUGUCUGAGUGUAUUGGACUCACUGCUCUACAUUCAUUCUUUAUUUUAGAGGACCCGGCCAGACUGAAAAGCAGCCAACUCUAGUGUACUUCUGAACUACUUACCAUGAUUUUAUAUGUCUCGGCUCGGCUCGGCUCGGCUCAUUAGCUGGCCUGGAAUACUCAGCUCAGCAGCAGCCUUUCAGAAUCAAUGUGUCAGCGUGUGCCACACGUCUCAGACCUCUGGUGGGGAUGCUUGGUGUCCAGGUCCUUUUCACCUUUGUGCUGUCAUAGAGCUGUCCUGGCUUCUCUGGCUUUAAUGAUUUUGUUUUUAGGUGAGCUAUCUGUCUGCUACAUUCUUAUUAGCAUCUUUUUGUCCUUAUUUUCCUGCUACAAAGAUAUAUGCAGUAUGUUUAGAAAUAUGUAUUCAGUAGAAGCACCAUUAUCCCCAUGUAUCAGCCCAGGGGAGCAAUGCAGAAACUUUUUUUUUUUUUAUCCAUUUAUCAUCAAAUGCCAAAAAAAAGAGAACACACAAUCUCUGUUUAUGUUGAUUUCCCCACUGUGUUUUUUGUAAUUUAUUUAUGCAGACCAUAAGGAGUUUAUUCAGCAUGGUGAAAAUAAAAAGCAGAAACUGUGGGAUUAUUUUUUAUUUUUUUUGUCUUUCAUUUUUGUUUGCCUUUUUUUCACAUAAAUAAAGUCCCUUUUCAUUCCUGAGUUGUUGGUUAUUUUUGUUUAGUUUCAUUUUGUCUGUCAUUUCAUUCAUCUCAUCAGAUUGAGGGCCUGUUUAAACCCAAAAGGGAAGAUCAUUGCCCUCGAGUUCAUUUUGGAUGACCUGAUGUCGGGCUCUUUUGUUUUCUCUUCUCUGGCCUCUUGAAAUUGCACUUCAUGUCUGCCUCAUGGCCCAUAAAGCAGGGUUUUUACAGUAUGAACGCACGUUUUAAAUACCUGGUUAAAUUUGUGACGUGUUGUGUUGUUUUUGCGUCUGUCAAUGUGAUUUCUGUUGAAUCUAUUGCACGAGUUUCACUGCAACGGGAACCACCUGAUUUCUCUUUGUAGCACUUUUUGACAGUGGACUCAGAAACAGGAAAAUCAACCAACGUUUCUUUGUGUAUCUUCUGUUUUAAGACCAACUUCAACUGUUUUGAAGUUGUCCAGACAGUUAAACGUGUAUGUGAAGCUGUAAGUUAUAAUGUAUGGAAAUGGAUGUACAGCAGCACCUACCAUUUUGUGGUCCUUUCACACACUUCACAACAAGUCUUUGGCUGUUUGGUUCAUCUAAAUGAUAAAAUGGUUCUGUGAGAGGUCAAAUUAUUCUCUAGUAGACCAAUUCCCAUCACUGGCAUUAAGGUAGUUCCUGGACUAUGUUGCCAGGCAUUCAAUCUGAUUCCAUUAGUUACUAAGUAACUAAAUCUGGUUUAGAUUAUUUAACCAUUUGCUCUACUCAACUGAAGGUCAACCACAUACUGCAGUCACUAUUUUUCAUUAUGUGGAACUGAAGAAAAAGGAAUUGAACAUGUCUGGUUGUGCUUGUAGAUCAACUCUCUCAAGUGUGGUAGAAUGCUUGUAUUGGUUGUCAGUGUAACUAAACCCGAAUCAAACACCCUCUUCAUUGACUUUUCAUCUGCAACUGCCUCUGGUUUCGCCUUGAGCUUCAUGAAGCACACAGCACUGGUUGAGGUCAACAAUCUUAUGAUACCAGUCUCUCUUGAACUGUCGUUUGUACACCUGCAAUGAAACGUUCAACCCAGAACCAAGAGAUGUGAUGAAUUUAACUCCUUUUUUUUUUUCGAUCGCUUUAUAAUUUGUACCUGUUUUCUUGCAUGUUUUUGUAUCUGACAUGCCUGGGAAAGUUUCACAGAUCCAUGUAACGUUUGCGAAGUUUUAUUAAAUAUGGUGCUGUUUUUAGUAAGCAGUUGUUGUCAUAUUUUUAUGAUUUGUCAGUGGUUAGUUGUGCUGAUCUGGUAUGUUAUAUUCCUUGCAAUUUUUGUAAGUUCUUCCAUCCGUUCUUUCUGUCUUAGUCCCUGUUUUGUUGUCUGUAUUUGUGAAGAAAAUGUAUGGUUGCAAGCCUCUAACCUGAACCACGAGUGAAUGCCUUGUGAAUAAAUGGAUUUAACGCUCGCUCUUGCCGGAUUCUUAAUAAAGGACGUUUUUAACAGA